AUGACCCAUUGGAGGGUCUUCAUCUUCAUCUUUUUUAUCCACCUUGUUCACCCUUGUCCACAAGCUGUGCUCACUCUCUGCCGCUGUGAAGAUCUUCACAAUGGAGUAUCCCUUGAUUGCUCGAAAUCAGAUGCUUUCAACGUUGUACAGAUUCUGCGAGCCAACCAAGCCCAUUUGGGACUGAUUCAAAGCCUCAACUUGCAAGAAGCAAAUCUCCGCUUGAUCCCCGCUUCUUUCUUUGAUGGUCUCUACAUUAAACGCCUUGAUUUAUCCCACAACAAUAUUGAGUCAUUCGACAAAAAUGCUUUCGCCGGCGUGAAACCGAUCAUGCAGGAUCUCUUUGUCCAUCACAACAACUUGUCCACAGUUCCCGUCUCGGCUCUACAAUCGUUGAAAACCCUCUUGAGACUCGAUCUUUCGAAUAACUCUAUUGUCGAUUUGGGUGCUGAAAGCGCUCUCCCAGCUUUGCCAAAACUAAUGGAGUUGAAUCUUGGCUCAAAUCGAAUCAUGUCCAUUCACAAGACGACUUUUGAAAACAUCAAGAACUCAGUUCAAUCGAUAAAUCUUGGGCACAAUAAUUUGACCACAGUACCAGCUUCCGCUAUCCGAGGCUUCAAACUUCUCCAAGCUCUUCACAUCCAUCACAAUCACAUCACAGCUUUGGAUAACUUGGUCUUCAUGAACCUACCCGUGCUCAAUCUUUUGAAUCUAGCUAGCAAUAACAUUUCAGAGAUUAGACCACAAGCUUUUCUCAAUGUACCAAAUCUACGAUAUCUCUACUUAACAGACAAUCAAAUUAUUAACGUUGAUUCACAACAAUUUGCUGCUUUUGAUCACUUGGAAAUGCUUGAUAUGACGAAUAAUCAUAUUGAGAAAAUCUCAAGAAACUCAUUUUCUAAUUUGCCAGAAUUGAGACAACUUUACUUGGGAUCAAAUCGAAUUGAAGAGAUUGAACAAGAUGCUUUUGCUAAUAGCUCAAUUGCCAUUCUGAUUCUGGCAAAUAACAAACUAACGAAAAUCAAUGCUGGACAGUUUCGCUUUCUACCAAACAUCCAACAAAUCUCUUUCAAGAACAAUCAAAUCUCAAGCAUUAAUCCAAACGCUUUCUUUGAGAUUCCUAGCUUGGUGAUGAUUGAUUUAAGUCAGAAUUCUCUCACUGAAUUGCCAGUUUCUGUCUUUGAAUCUCAAUUGGGUCUAUUGUUGAUUGAUUUAAGCAAAAAUCAAAUCAUUCGAACGCCUUAUUCAGCUUUCAAUCGACGAGUGGGCACUGUUUUGUUGCAAGAGAAUCCACUCGUUUGCACUGAGAAAGUUCAUAUGAUCCAAGACGGCGUUGGGGUUUAUGUCUCAGAUUCAGAAGAUUUGGUUUGUGGUGGAACACCGAAAGCACCACACAAAAUCAUUAUCUCAUCAACGCAAAAACCAAAAGAAUCGGAACAAAGCUCAUUCCUGCAAGAGACAAAGAUCUCUCUAAAAUCAGCCUCCAAUCCUUCCAUUGAACCCGCUGAGGAGGUUCAAGAACGCUCAAGAUCCGAUUUCAGAAAUAACAAUCAGAUUCGAAAGCAUCCAAUCAGUGCUCAUCCAAUUCCAACGCAUGAAAAUGUCCCUAACAGGCCAAUGAACAGCUUGAACAUGAUGCCACCAAUGUUGGUGAAUGGUGUGGAAAGAAAUACUCAAAGGAAUCACGUUCAUGAAGAGAUUGAUGAACCGAUGGAGGAGCCGAAAGAAGAGGAAGGACAAAGAGAAGAAUUGCCAGCACAGACACAUCAAUAUCAUAGCACUGAUGCGAGUCAGCAAGAGCCGGAAAGGGCAGAGGAGCCAGAGCAGCCCAUUCGAACUACUCCUGUACCCAAACUGCCAAGAAGAUACACCGAUAUUGCUGACAAUCCAAAUAUCAUUCAUCCAUUCCCCGUACCGUUCUUAAAACGAGGCCCAAAUAUGUCAAAGUCUUCUCGAGUCACUUUUGAUCACGAAAAUAAGACAAUGAUUGUAACAGGAGAUGAUAUGAAUAGAACAAUCAUCGCUAUUCCAACUCUCCCACCAUCAAUCAUUUUACAUAGAAGAAUCCCUAAUAAUCCGGAAAUCAAUCAGAAUAAAGUUGAGGAUAAGAGAAUCGAGCAAUUCCCAUUAGCGCCAGUGAUGAGCAAAGAGGUUUCAACCGAGCAUCCGUAUGAAUUAGAGGGAUCAGAAAAAGGUUCUUGGAGUCGUCUAACUUCUCCAACAACGAUCAUCACAAUUUGUCUCUCUGUUGUGGCUCUUGUGAUGGUAACUGUUUUUGUUGGACUUUGCAUUGCAAAGCAUCGAAAUAUUCAAAGAUUGGAAUCUUCUUGCAGCAACAGUACAACUCAAAGAACGAAUGCUUAUGUAGCUGAGCAAGCUCAUAUGAACAUGAUCUACGGGGGAACGACGGAGAGACGAAGAUCCAUCGAACACUCCCAACCAUGGAUCUACACUCCCGGUCCAGCCUAUCAGCACUAUUACAAA
Messenger RNA from Mesorhabditis belari, 2481 nucleotides. The record is from the annotation of a GenBank genome assembly. NCBI's taxonomy places the organism in Eukaryota, Metazoa, Nematoda, Chromadorea, Rhabditida, Rhabditidae.